Messenger RNA from Durusdinium trenchii, 684 nucleotides. The record is from the annotation of a GenBank genome assembly. Lineage: Eukaryota; Dinophyceae; Suessiales; Symbiodiniaceae.
AUGGGGAAGAAAGAUGGCUUUGCAAACCCUUUGACAAAACAGCUUCAUGAUAUCAGCACAGCAAUGAUUCCAAGAACCAAGCUGGCAAUCCAUGAGAAUGUCACAGAAUAUGCAGAAGAUGAGUACUUAAAGGAAGAGACCGGCUUUAUCGUUCAGAAGACAGAGCUAUCUCCGCGCUUGUUUGGCGAGCCUACAAAUCGCAACCGGGCAUGGCGGAUUCUUUUCGAUCCUGAGAAGGUCUUUUGGAACUGCAUCUACACCUUCAAAGAGCUUACUAAAAUAUUCCUUGUUCCACAUGGGUCACCGUUGCGAGUGAGCCCAUUGAUAUUUCUUACUGCAACAGAGAAGGAAAUCAAGGUCCAUUCCAAAAUGCUAGAGGACCUCUCACCCUCAGAAGCUUACCAUUUGAACAAAUUCAUGGAACAACGGCCGAGCAAAGGGUUCUAUGACCUAUCAUCAAACCCUGACCAUCGACGGCGGACAGAAACCUCAGACGGUGCUCUCAUGACACUCACAACGAAUACUCACAUUUGGUCUUGUGAGAAGGAACGCAUGCUCACGGCAAAGGAAAUGUUGGCUACGCUGGGGUACCCCUGUCGAGCAACGAUGGCCAAUCAACUUCAGACUGAUGCUAGACUAGACUUUACCCAGCGCAUACUUUCAUCCAAUUUCAUUUUCCCUUGA